Phascolarctos cinereus (koala) is the source of this 2306-nucleotide messenger RNA. RefSeq names its product granulin precursor (gene GRN). Gene Ontology annotation, biological process: regulation of inflammatory response. NCBI's taxonomy places the organism in Eukaryota, Metazoa, Chordata, Mammalia, Diprotodontia, Phascolarctidae. The record is from RefSeq and is a predicted model, not a curated record. Gene Ontology annotation, cellular component: extracellular region.
CCAAUAGGAAAGGAUGUGGGCGUGGCCUCCAAAUCUGGUUGGGGUCCUGUCGGAGUGUUGCGGCCCCGUGGUUUGUGGCCCUGGGCAGUGAGGGGUGCACUCAGGUGGACAAUGUGGAAGCUGCUAAGCUGGUUGUCCCUGGUGACAGGGCUGGUGGCUGCAAUUCAAUGCCCUGAUGGGCAGGUGUGUCCUAAGGCCUGCUGCAGGCAACCAGAAAGAAUUGGCUACCAUUGCUGUGAUUUGCCUUGGGAUUCACAGCCAUCCAUACCUGUAGCAAAGAAUGUACACCAGGGUGUCAUGUGCCAUGGUGAUUCCCAUUGCCCCAUUGGCUUCUCCUGCCUCUUCACCCCUUUGGGGAACUACAGCUGCUGCCCCUAUGCAGAGGCGGUGGUAUGUGGUAAUGGGCAUCACUGCUGUCCUCGUGGCUUCCACUGCAGCCCAGAUGGUCAUUCGUGCUUUAAGGUACAAGUAGGUGCCAGCUCCAGGGCAGUGAAAUGCCCAGACAGCCAGUAUGAGUGCCCCAAUGAAUCUACCUGCUGCAUAAUGCCAGAUGGCUCCUGGGGCUGUUGCCCCAUGCCCCAGGCUUCUUGCUGUGAAGACAAAGUUCACUGCUGCCCCCAAGGCACCUCCUGUGAUGUGGCUCAUGCUCGCUGCCUCAUGGCUGGUGGUGGUGCCUACCCACUGGCACAAAAAACCCCUGCUAAAAAGAUUCAGCAAGAAAAGGAAGUGAUGAUGGUCACCAAAGUGAUUUGCCCAGAUGCCCGUUCCCAGUGCUCUGAGGGUACCACCUGUUGCCAGCUGCCUAGCGGAUCAUUCGGCUGCUGCCCAUUGCCAAAUGCCAUCUGUUGCCCAGACCACCAGCACUGCUGCCCCGAAGGCACUAUGUGUGACUUGCAGAUGAGUAAAUGCCUCUCCAAAAAGGGGGACACCACUGACUUUGUUACCAAGCUGCCUGCAGAAACAGUGCAGGAUGUGAAAUGUGAUGGAGAAGUAAGCUGUCCAGAGGCCAACACCUGCUGCCGUCUGCAGUCUGGAAGCUGGGGAUGUUGCCCAUUUCCUGAGGCCGUGUGCUGUGAGGACCACGUCCACUGCUGUCCCCACGGCUUCACAUGUGACACAGGGGCAGGCAGGUGCAUCCAGGGGGCCCACAGUACGCCGCUGCUGGGGAGCACCACGGCUUCCCCUGCUGCUCCGGGCAAUGUCCCCUGUGACAACACCACCAGCUGCCCCCCCAAGACCACCUGCUGCCUCCUAGAAACAGGAGCAUGGGGCUGCUGCCCUGCCCCACAGGCCGUGUGCUGUCCUGAUCACAAGCACUGCUGCCCCCACGGCUACAUCUGUGGCCCGGAGGGGUGUAAGACUGAGCAUCACAUAGUGCCCUGGCUGCGGAAGAUGCCAGCUCGCUCCAAUAUGAUGUCUACCUCUGUGGAUUGUGACCAGCACACCAGAUGCCCAGAUGGACAGACCUGCUGUCCCAGCCUUCGAGGGGGCUGGGCCUGCUGCCAGCUGCCCCACGCUGUGUGCUGUGAGGAUCAGGAACAUUGUUGCCCAUCAGGCUACACCUGCAAUGUGAAGGCCAGGUCCUGUGAAAAACAAGGCUCGGCCCAGCCCCCCACCUCCUCCCUGCCCCUCUCACUGGCGAUGGACCAGGGAGAUGUGCAGUGCCAGGGCCAGCACUAUUGCCACAACAACCAGACCUGCUGCCGGAACAGCGUGGGGGCCUGGGCAUGCUGCCCGCUGAAUAAGGGUGUGUGCUGUGCCGAUGGCCAGCACUGCUGCCCCGAUGGCUUCCGCUGCGGGGCCAAGGGCACCAAGUGUAUUCGAAGGAAGAAACUGCGAUGGGAUGACCUCCAGACGCUGCUGUGAGUGGGAUGGGAGCCCGGGGGAUCACCACUCUCACCCAAGCAUUCCACCCCAGCCUUGAGGACAGUGCGGGGGGAGUACAUCACUCAGGCCUCCUCAGGUGUGGGCCCCCCACACUGGGUCUCCUCAGCACCUUCCUCUCCAGGCUCCACACCAUCAUGGUCAUUAACCUCAGUGGGAGGAAUGCCAGCCCAUGCUUUCUCCCCAGGUACCUCCUUUUCCCCAUCAGAUCACAGCCUCGGCCCCCAGGGGGCUGGAUGGGCAGCGCAGAGGCAAGGGGGAAGCCUCUGUUGCUGUGAUUCUCCAUGGCCAUUCAUCAGCUUGGCUUGGGGUGAGGUUCCCUUAACUCUGAGGGUUUCAUUGUCCAGCCUCUUUCCUCCUGUACCCAGUGGGGAUGUUUGAGAGGGGAUGGUACUACAAUAAAAUUUAUACAGUUUGUUAAA